Messenger RNA from Penaeus indicus, 1179 nucleotides. RefSeq lists its product as uncharacterized. The coding region runs from base 1 to 1029 and encodes 342 amino acids. The transcript is spliced from 8 exons. Lineage: Eukaryota; Metazoa; Arthropoda; Malacostraca; Decapoda; Penaeidae. The record is from RefSeq and is a predicted model, not a curated record.
AUGAACAAUAAAGGACAUUUGAUGACAUCAUCAAGUCUUCAGGACACUCCCAGUUACUUCAGCUGUCUUGGCACUUCUGAAUUAAUGCUUCUCCUGAUUAACAGUCGCUUUGAAAAAUCGUCUUCCAGCCAGUCACCAUCGAAAAGUCGAAAGUGGAGGAGUUUCGUUUGGCCUCCAGACCUUUUUUUCGUUCAGUCAACCUUAUCUGCAAUUAAGCCCUUUCGUUUAGUAAGCCCGGCCCCCCCCGCCGCCUCUGCGCCCAUGAUGCCACGCCGAAGCCUCGCAUGCCUGGCGGUCCUCCUCGCCUGCGCCGCCGUCAGCGCUCAGCCGUUCAAGAAAGGAGGACAAACCAUCGCCCGCCCCUACCCCGACUGCGCACACUACACCGUCACGUCGGACAGAUCCAUGUCCUUCGUGGACCUGCAGAGCACGCUCCGCUUCGCCGUCCUGCCCUCAGAUCUCCAGAUGAGCUUGCGCAUCAUCGUUGGAGAGUCCCAGUAUACGAUCGUCGUCCUCCCCGACGAUACGGUGGUAACGCGGUGCGACGGCCAGGCGCAGCAGAACCGCUGCACUCCGCUUCAGCAGAGGCGAGUGUCUGGGGCUGACCUUCUCAAGCAGGGCGAGUGGAACUUUGUUGACCUCGGCUUCGACGGCCACAAGAUAAGAGUCUUGAUCUCUGACGUCGAAGUUCUGGUUGACGACAGCUGGGUGGCCACUGCAGGGCAAGAAUCCAUCCACUCUGCUAAGGUCGCCUUCCUCUCCCUGAAAGACGCCUCCCUCGACUCCUCCCCUAAUUACGCGCUGGAAGUCAAUCUCGAAUGUGACUCCACACACACCCCCGACCAGGAGAUCAACACCCACCCCCCCGUGAACACGACGAGCACCGAAGUCUCGCCUGCACGUGAGUAUCUUCCCUCUACAGUCGAGGUCGGGUUCCAUCUUGGUCUCUGCCGCGAUAGCUCAGUGGUUAGAGCACUGGACUCCGACCCUCGUGGUCCCGGGUUCAAUUCCCCGUCGCGGCAGUUGUAAAAAAUGCCUGCGCUCUGACUGCUUGCUCAAGCCCGAGAAAACGACAUAUCGUCUUGAGAAGUCAAACGCAAGUGUCGUAGGGGAAGUCACCGCCGUGGCACAAGUGUUAACGCGCCGAACCGCGGUUGAUUAGGAAGGGCAUUCAAUCAG